This is a messenger RNA of Tetrahymena thermophila SB210, 3639 nucleotides long. RefSeq lists its product as hypothetical. Lineage: Eukaryota; Ciliophora; Oligohymenophorea; Hymenostomatida; Tetrahymenidae. The transcript has 6 exons. The record is from RefSeq and is a predicted model, not a curated record.
AUGUUUGAUGGUGAAAUCGAAGAAGAGUAAAAAUUAGAAUUAUACAACAAGGAUUACAAUUACAAGUUAAACACCAUUAUUUUUAAUGUGGGUAAUUGCUUUCCAAAUUUUUAGUCAGAUUGUUAUUUACAAGACGAAUUGGAUUAAAUCAUGAAUAGUGGAGUAAUUUCAAUAAAAUUGCCAAUAUCUCAGUUUAACAUAUAAUCUAAAGAUAUGGAGUGGUCAUAUCAAACUUUUACUUUUUACACUUCCUCUAAUUUAGUUAACUAGCCAACAAUCGGGAUGUAAAAAUAAUAUGUCUUUGUAAAAGAUGGAAUGUUUAUUCAAUCCUAGCAUGUUUAUUAGUCUCCUGUGAGCUAUAGAGUUGAUAAUUCAAAUAUAAAUAGGACAUAUCUGGUAGAAAAUAAUAAGUAUGCUCCUUAUUUUAACUUGGAAUUAGAAAUAGAUUAAAAAUAUCAAAAGAUAAAUAUUUAAUAUCCAACUUUACCUUCCAUUUUAGCAUAAGUUAAUAGCGUUUUCAAUCUUUUAAUGGUUGUUGGUAUUAUAUUGAGAUACAUUUCAUUUAAAUCUAUUAAUUAGUACUUCUUUAUGAUUGCUUUACAGAAUAUGUUCUAGGAAACAUACUUCUGUAUUACUCAAAAUUAAAGUGGAAAGUAUUAAAGAGAUUAAAAAUAAUCUAUAUCCUAAGCAAAGUAUUUCGAAGAUAACUAAAUAAAAGAAAAUUUCUAAAAAUAAUUUUAGAUAAAAUAGAAUUUAAAAAACUCAAAUGACUAAGAAGAGAGCUAAGAAAUAAAUUUAGAAAAUUAUGAGAAUUAAUCAAUCUACUAGAACCAAUUUAAAGAAACUUAAAAUGGUGUUUUUGGACCAAAAAUUGUCAAAAAUUAAAAUGGAAUCUCAUAAAAUGGGAAUUUGUGUCAAGUAAAAAGAUAAUCUUAAUAAAAUUAAGAAACUAAAAACGAGCUUGAUAUGUUUAUGAUAAGCUUUUAGGAUAUAAAGACAGAUGAAAAUUAAUGCAUAAAGGAAAAAAUUAAUCUUUAAAAAUAAAAUUCAAUAUAUUCUCAAAAGCAAAUCUAAGUAAUUAACACCGAUUCAAUUAAAAUACUCUUCAAAGAUAUUUAACCAGCAGCUAAUUUCUAUAACUAACUAAAAUAGAAAAAUAAAUCCUCACCUAAACAAACACCUAAAAACAAGUUAAAGUAAAUUAGUAACACCUUAAUUCAGACAUAGUCAACAAAUCUCAGAUCUACUUAAAAUGAUUAUAAAGCAUAAAAAAGUGCUUAAGAUUCAUAAAAAAAGCAAUGUUGCCCAAAAAAAGAAAAAUAAUAGAAAAUAUUGGAAAGAAUCCUUUUUGGUUUUAAGAUGUUUAACAAGAAAGAACAAUUAGAAUCAAAAGGUUUUUCUUUGAGAGACAAAAAUAAUAUUUAAGAGCUAGUUGAAAAAGAUUUAGACAUAUAUUAAUUCUAUAAAGACAUAAUAUUUUUAAAAAAAGCAAUAACGAUUCUUCUAACACAUGAAUAAUUAGCUUCUCUUCAUCUGAUAGGGUGUUCAACUAAUUUAUUUGAAUUAACUAAGAAAAAAACUGGCAGCUAAAUUUUAGAAGAACCUAUUUUUAGGUCUUAAACCAUAAUAAACAACUCAGUUGAAUCAGUAGAUUUUUUUUCUAAUGUCUUUGCAUUCAGAAUGAGUUUUAGAGGUGCAUAAGAAUACCAAUUUUAAUAUAGUUAAAUUGAGUUAUUAGCUUAAUUUUAAAAUGGUACAAUAACCUAAUAGUUCUAGAUUAGUACAAAUAAUUGUUCAGAUCCUAAUUUAAUUGGAUAUUCAUGCUUAGGUGAUAUUAUAAUUGAAGAUAAUGAAUAUCAAAGUGUCUUAUAAUAAAAAUAAGAAUUAUAUGACAAGAAAAAUAACUAUAAAUUAAAUUAAGUCUUAAUAAUUAUAAAAGGUUGCAAUGCUUCUACUUCAUCUGAUUGUCCUUCUUAAGAUGAAAUAAAUGCUUUAAUGAAUAAAGGAAUUGUUUUUUUAAAACUACCAAUUUCUUAAUAUAAUACAUCAUAAAAAAGAAUGGAAUAAUAGUUUGAAACUUUUUCAUUUAUAACUUCUUCUGAUUAAAUUAAAACACCUUUCAUAAAUAUAUAAAAUUAAUUAACAAUAGUAAAGGAUGGUAUAUUUAUUCAAUCUGAAGAGGUUCAUUAAUCUCCUAUUAACUAUAACAUUGAUAAUCAAAAUGUUAAUAGAUAGUUCUUUUCUGACGAUCUAGAUUAGGCUCUAUAUUGCUUUAUAACAUUGUAAAUAGAUUAAAAAAUAUAAAAAAUAUCUAUUUAAUAUCCGACUCUGCCUCAAAUUAUAGCUGAAGUAAAUGGUUUGUUUAGCCUAUUAAUGGUUGUUGGCUUACUUAUGAAAUAUGUUUCUUUAAAAUCUAUGGAAAAACAUUUUUUUAUGAUUGUUUUAAAAGAUAUUUACCAAGAAACAUAUUUAUAAAUGCUUAAACGCAAUAAUUUAAACAUGCCAAAAAUAUUAAAUUAUAUUAAAAUAAGUAAAUAAAAUAGUUUAAUUUAAGGUAAAAGUGGCUAGUAAGAAGUUAGAGUUUAACAAAAUUUAAUAUUGGCAAACUAAAUUAAAGAGUAAAAACCUUCGAAAAUUGAUACUAAUUAAUUUUUAUAGAACUAAAAUAUAAUCAAUGACUAAGCAGACAGUCAAGAGAUUAAUCUAGAAAAUUAUGAAAAUUAAUCAAUUUAUUAGAAUUAAUUUAAAGAGCGAACAGAUGGAGUUUUUGGACCUAAGAUAGUUAAAAAUACAACUGACUAAACUGAAAUUUUACAUAAAGCAAAUGUUUAAACUUAAUGUAAAAAUGAACAUGACACGUUUAUAAUAAGUUUUUAAGAUAUCAAAACUGAUGAAAAUUAGUUUAUUACAAAAACACAUUUCUAAAACUAGCAUUCAAUAUUUUCUUAAAGGUAAAUAUAAGCGAUAAGAAACGAAACAAUAAAAAUACUCCUUUAAGAUACUUAAUAAGAUAAAAAUAUUGAUAAAUCAAAAAAGUAAAUCGAUGAUAAUUUAUCGUAACAAAAAUCUUAAGCUUAAAUAAAAAAUAUAUGCGUUUUGACUUAAACAACAAAAGAAUAAUUUACUUAAAAUUAGAAAAAAUUAAAUAAUAAAACUCAUGAUAAUUAAAAAGAGAAUUGCAAUAAUUAAUAAGAAGAGAACUCAAAAAAACUUGAAAAAAUAAUUCAUUCUUUUAAGAUUUGUUAAUAAGAUAAAUACUUAAAAUCAAAAGGCCUUCCUUUAAUUUAUAAAAAUAUGAUUUAAGAGCAAAUUGAGAAAGAUUUGGAUAUAUAUUCAUUAUAUAAAGAUUUAAUAUUCUUAAAAAAGGCUAUAGCAAUACUUUUGACAUAAGAACAGAUAGCCUCUAUCAAUUUAAUUGGGUGUUCUGUUGAUUUUUAAAAUCUGACUUAAAAUAUCAGUAAUCAUCAAACAGAAGAAGGUUUAAAUAAUCAUUUUGAGUAAUCUCUUGCAAUUUUAAUGUCAGAUGAAUUGUAAACCAAGUUUAUGCAAAAUUUUAUAGAAAGAUGCUCUAAUUCAGAAAAUUUAGAUGAAAUUGAUAAAAGAAUUUUAUCUUCUAUAUGCAAAAGUUAUCUAGACUGA